This is a messenger RNA of Verticillium nonalfalfae, 582 nucleotides long. RefSeq lists its product as uncharacterized. NCBI's taxonomy places the organism in Eukaryota, Fungi, Ascomycota, Sordariomycetes, Glomerellales, Plectosphaerellaceae. Gene Ontology annotation, molecular function: transmembrane transporter activity. The record is from RefSeq and is a predicted model, not a curated record. Gene Ontology annotation, cellular component: membrane. Bases 1 to 582 code for a protein of 193 amino acids. The transcript has a single exon.
AUGGGCUUCGAAAACACACAGGCGCAAUUGAUGACAGCCCCUCCCUACGUCGCCGGCGCCAUCUCAUCUAUUGUGUUCUCCCAAUUCUCGGACCGCUACUACUGGCGGAUGCCUUUCGUCGUCAUCCCGUUCAGUUGCGUCUGCGUCGGCUUCAGCAUUAUGCUCGGUCUUCGCGGCAACUUUGAAGACCAGAUUGGUCCGUCCUACUUUGCCGCCGUUGUUGCAUGCAUCGGCAUCUACCCGGCCAUGCCGGCCGCCACGUCCUGGGCAGCGAACAACCUGGCGCCGGCGUCGCGCCGCGCCGUCGGCUUGGCCCUCAACAUUGCCCUCGGAAACAUGGGCGGUAUCAUGGGCAGCUACAUGUUCUUCGACUCGGACGCGCCCAUGUACAACACUGGGUUCGGUCUCAGCUUGGCGUUCGGCUUAAGCGGCCUGCUCAUGGCCUUCGCUGCUGAGGCUGCGUAUAAAUGGGGCAACAAGAAGAAGGAGGCCUUGUCGGAGGAGGAUAUCAGGGCUCGGUACACCCAGGAUCAGCUCCUGAAGAUGGGGGACAGGAGCCCCUUGUUCCGUUACACUCUUUGA